Molecule: messenger RNA, 2122 nt
Organism: Xyrauchen texanus (razorback sucker)
Lineage: Eukaryota; Metazoa; Chordata; Actinopteri; Cypriniformes; Catostomidae
Product: proteasome subunit alpha type-2-like
Exons: 8
Coding region: 16-720 (234 amino acids)
Biological process (GO): ubiquitin-dependent protein catabolic process
Cellular component (GO): proteasome core complex, alpha-subunit complex; proteasome core complex
Source: RefSeq, a predicted model, not a curated record
GAGCAGAAGACAAAAAUGGCAGAUCGAGGAUACAGUUUCUCUCUCACAACAUUUAGCCCCUCUGGCAAACUGGUUCAGAUUGAAUAUGCCCUGGCUGCUGUUGCAGCUGGUGCUCCGUCUGUAGGAAUCAAAGCAUCAAAUGGAGUAGUGCUGGCGACUGAGAAGAAACAGAAGUCCAUACUUUAUGAUGAACAGAGCGUACAUAAAGUUGAACCAAUAACCAAACACAUAGGCAUCGUGUACAGUGGAAUGGGUCCUGACUACAGGGUGCUGGUCAGAAGAGCAAGGAAGCUGGCCCAGCAGUAUUACCUGAUAUACCAAGAGCCAAUCCCCACAGGCCAGCUGGUACAGAGAGUGGCUUCUGUUAUGCAAGAAUACACACAGUCAGGAGGUGUGCGGCCCUUUGGAGUCUCUCUUCUAAUUGCCGGUUGGGACGAGGACCGACCAUACUUAUUUCAGUCAGACCCAUCGGGAGCAUACUUUGCCUGGAAAGCAACAGCAAUGGGAAAAAACUAUGUCAAUGGAAAAACAUUCCUUGAGAAAAGAUAUAAUGAAGAUCUGGAACUUGAAGAUGCUAUACACACUGCCAUCUUAACUUUAAAGGAAAGUUUCGAAGGUCAGAUGACUGAGGACAACAUAGAGGUGGGCAUCUGUAAUGAAGCAGGAUUUCGCAGACUCUCACCUGCUGAGGUGAAGGAUUACCUGGCAGCAAUUGCAUAAACCUCUAACACUACAACUGCUUACAUAGUUUGCCAGUGCGGUUUGGUUGUUCGUUUAAAUGCUGAAUUUUUAUGUACAUCUGUUUAACUGACUUCUUUAUAAAACAAUGAAUAUUAUUAAUCCUGUUUGUUUCAAUAUGACUGCACUUUCUGCAGUUAUCUACUAGACUGUAAUUAAGAGUAGGUCUGUAAAUUACUGACUUUGAAAUAAGCAAUUGAGUGAACGGUGCCUGCCUUCUUACAGUACUGCCCACACUAAUGGGAUCUUCAACCUGAACAACAGCACUUUUAUGAUGUACACAAUGCUAUUGACUUACUAGGUUCUUGCAUAAAACGUUUCACUCCAAAGUGUUGAACAAAGUCUUACAUUUCAUAAACUUCUCCAUAUCCCAUUCUGGCAUCCAUGCAGAUGAAGUCAUCCAGAUUCAUUUUAGAUUCUGUGAAAAUGGCACAUUAAACCAUGUCACAGCAUGAAGAAAUCAAUUUGUGAUAUUUAAAUGCAGGUGAGUCAUAUAAACAGAAAAAUACCUGAUGUUUCUAUGCCAGGAUAUGUUGGAGGUGGCAUAUGCCAGUUCCCAUCACAAUCCUUCAUGUGACCGAUCUGAAGCAAACCUAUUUAUGUGAACGUCUGCUAGUAUGACACAAAGUUUUCUAAAACACAGCAGAUAAGCAUACUUGCUACCAGCAGCAAUUUCUCAGAGUAGGCAACGGAGGCAAUGUCUCCUCAAAUUCAGGUGGGCAAAAUAAAGCACAUAAAUUAAAUGAGGGGAGACAUUGGCUACGAUUAGCGCCGAUUCGUUCAAUAUACUGUCAAUGUGAUAGUGCCGUCCAGGGCUAUAGCAAGGUAUCCUGGGCCCCCUAAAUGUAUAUUGCUCAGGGCCCCUUUAUAUUACAAAAUACAAUUUGGAAUUUGUUGUGGGGACCCCCCUGGACCUGUGGAUCUCUAGAAACAUUACCACAUUUCACCCAACUAGCUACUGCCCUGGUGGUGGCCUCCAGUGCCCUAGUCCUCACUGCGGGUCUCUGCAGAUCGCCAUGAAUGGGACAAACAAAUGGAAGUGCAGAAACUAUUUGCACAGAAACUGACACACACACACAACCACACUUUUGGUCACAUCCAAAUAAAAAUUAACUUAAAAUGACUUGAAAUCUGAACUGGUAUGCCAGUAAAACAUUUUUAGUGAGCACUCACUCUUAAAGGUACAGAUAUGUGCCAUCACAAACCCUGUGUUGUUUACCAACGAGUAAAUGAUGCAUGAUCCCAAAUUAAGAUGACUAUAAAAACAAUAGGCAAACAGAUUAAAUAUUGAUUAAAUUUGUAGGUAUUGUUUUUGAGGCAAUAAUAAAAAUAUAUUAUAAAGCAAUGCAUAUAUUUGAGUCUUUGAUUUGACUUGAUUAAAUAA